AACACGUGUGCGUCACUAAAAUGUUACUUUCCUGAUUUGCGCUGCUUUAUUUUUUUACGGUUAUACGUUAGAUUUGACGAGGAUACCGAUGGAGAUGCGAGGAGACAGUGUCGAACCUGAAAAAAGUGAUUUUCUGCAGCCGGUAGAUAGUGAGAUACAAACAUGGAUGUCAAAGGCCUUUGGCAUGGCACUUGAUGCCCUUGAGAAUGGAGAGGUUCCAGUUGGCUGUCUGAUGGUUUUUAACAACGAGAUCAUUGGAAAGGGAAGGAAUGAGGUGAAUGAAACAAAAAAUGCUACUCGGCAUGCAGAAAUGGUGGCACUGGAUCAAGUGCUUGAUUGGUGCCAUUUCAGAGAGAAGGACCCAAAGGAGGUGUGUGAACAGACUGUACUUUAUGUGACAGUGGAGCCAUGUAUCAUGUGUGCUGCUGCUCUGCGACUGCUUCACAUACCUCUUGUUGUAUAUGGGUGCAAAAAUGAGCGGUUUGGAGGCUGUGGAUCUGUCCUGGACGUCUCAUCAGAUCAUUUGCCACACACUGGAACUUCAUUUAAGUGCAUCGCUGGCUAUAGAGCAGAAGAGGCCGUCGACAUGCUCAAGACAUUUUAUAAACAGGAAAACCCAAAUGCUCCCAAACCUAAAGUGAGGAAAGAUUUGAUCAGUCCACCAGAUGUCGCUGUAGUCAUUCAGGCUGAGAAGCUCUCGGAGUCUUGUGGUUUUGGCCAGCGUGCCUGGACUGUCUGCGGAAAAUCCCCUCCAACAAAACAGCACAACUCACUCAGAGGACCCUGAACUAUAAACAGGACAGGCCUUGUCAAACACUCGCGGGAUCGACUCCGUAUCAUCCCGUUUCAGCGUGCACUUCGAGUGUCAAACACUCACUCUGUGAGAGCGAGAAUUAUUCAGGUACAGAUCGACAGAUGUAGCCUUUUUAUGACCGAUGCGCAGUCGUUUUUUUAAGUAGAUGACCGUUAAAUAACAAAAAUAUGCAUUAAGAAUGUAUAAUAAUAAUCUUAGGAAAAAACUAAGAUGAGUGUUUUAAAAAUAAAAUGAACAAACAUUAUAAUUUCGACUGAGAUGUAGUUUAUGUUAUAUGAUUAUUAAUAGAAUGCAAAAAAUAUGAGGUUAUUAUUAUCAGUGUUUUGUUAUUUAUUCUGUCAUGAUAAAAUGACUAAUAAUCAUCACUGAUAUUGAUAUGCAAAAAAAUAUUUGUAUAUGUAUAAAUUGUAGAAUUGUAAAUUAUUAUUAUAAUGCUAUUUUUUCCAUGAUAAAAAUGACCAUCAUCAUCAUAAU
Messenger RNA from Puntigrus tetrazona (Sumatra barb), 1288 nucleotides. It is a transcript of the gene adat2, whose product is annotated as adenosine deaminase tRNA specific 2. The record is from RefSeq and is a predicted model, not a curated record. Gene Ontology annotation, cellular component: cytoplasm; nucleus. Gene Ontology annotation, biological process: tRNA wobble adenosine to inosine editing. Gene Ontology annotation, molecular function: zinc ion binding; tRNA-specific adenosine-34 deaminase activity. Lineage: Eukaryota; Metazoa; Chordata; Actinopteri; Cypriniformes; Cyprinidae. Bases 89 to 787 code for a protein of 232 amino acids. The transcript is spliced from 7 exons.